GUGACAGAGCUUUAUGGAAGCCCUCCGCCUGGUAUAGAUCUUCAGGCCAAUCAGGAGGUCCUGGAUGACUCGGUUGUAGCAGUGCUCGCUACCAUCGCGACAUUAGCUGUCGCUUUCCGUAUCAUUGUCAAGAAGAGACAGCGUGUUGGGCUGGACGGCGACGAUUGGUUCAUUCUGAUGGCUCUGCUUGGGGAGUAUGGCACAGCCGCCUGUACGCUCACCAGUAACUAUUUCGGAGCAGGAAAGCAUGUCUGGGCCACCAGCACACCCUCACUACGCAAAAUGUCAAUCGCAUUGUUUAUUUAUCCAUGGAUCUACGUUGUCGCAACGGUCGGCCUCAAACUAUCAUUCUGUUGGACUUACAUGCGCAUAUUCUCGUUGAGCUCGGUGCGCGGCACAAUAAGGUGCCGCACGUGGAUCGACCGGAGCCUGGUUGCCUGCGCGCUUGCCUCUUGCAUGUAUGCCCUAUCUGUGUGGUUGCCGAUGACGGUGGCCUGUCGACCAUUGCACCACUUCUGGGAUCAAUAUACUGGUGCGAGCAAUGGUAGCUGCAUGGAUUACCUGUCAAUGUGGAUAUUUACGGGUAUCUGUAGCGCAGCCCUUGAUCUGAUCAUCCUGCUUCUACCAAUCCCAUGGAUUUGGUCCCUACAGAUGUCUUGGACGAAGAAGCUCAGCGUCAUGGGUAUCUUAGCCUUGGGUACACUUGUAGUAAUCGCGGCAAUCAUCCGAUUGAUCUACAUGUCUCGUAUGAUGCAUGAAAUCGACAUCACGUGGGCUUUGGGACCUGCCCAGAUCUGGACCUCACUCGAGCCAUCACUAGGCAUUGUGUCUUCAUGCUUG
This is a messenger RNA of Aureobasidium melanogenum CBS 110374, 840 nucleotides long. RefSeq lists its product as uncharacterized. NCBI's taxonomy places the organism in Eukaryota, Fungi, Ascomycota, Dothideomycetes, Dothideales, Saccotheciaceae. The transcript is spliced from 4 exons. The record is from RefSeq and is a predicted model, not a curated record. The annotation marks the transcript as partial.